AUGGGGCUCGACGUUAGACCCUGGCGUGCGCGCUGGACCAGGCGUCAGAGUUUUCCACGCCGCCAGUCCCCAUCGCGCACCGCGUAUGCUACCGCCGGCUGCGAGGAGCGGGUACAACCACAACCAGCCGCGCCACCAACCACCAUCGCGCACCGCGUGUGCUACCGCCGGCUGCGAGGAACGGGUACAGCCACCAUCAGCCGCGCCACCAACCACCAUCGCGCACCGCGUGUGCUACCGCCGGCUGCGAGGAGCGGGUACAACCACAACCAGCCGCGCCACCAGCCACCAUCACGCACCGUGUGUGCUACCGCCGGCUGCGAGGAGCGGGUACAUCCACCACCAGCCGUGCCUCCGGCCACCAUCGCACACCGCGUAUGCUACCGCCGGCUGCGAGGAGCGGGUACAACCACAAUCAGCCGCGCCACCAACCACCAUCGCGCACCGCGUAUGCUACCGCCGGCUGCGAGGAACGGGUACAGCCACCACCAGCCGCGCCACCAGCCACCAUCGCGCACCGCGUGUGCUACCGCCGGCUGCGAGGAGCGGGUACAACCACAACCAGCCGCGCCACCAACCACCAUCGCGCACCGCGUGUGCUACCGCCGGCUGCGAGGAGCGGGUACAACCACAACCAGCCGCGCCACCAACCACCAUCGCGCACCGCGUGUGCUACCGCCGGCUGCGAGGAGCGGGUACAACCACAACCAGCCGCGCCACCAACCACCAUCGCGCACCACGUGUGCUACCGCCGGCUGCGAGGAGCGGGUACAACCACAACCAGCCGCGCCACCAACAACCAUCGCGCACCGCGUGUGCUACCGCCGGCUGCGAGGAGCGGGUACAACCACAACCAGCCGCGCCACCAACCACCAUCGCGCACCGCGUGUGCUACCGCCGGCUGCGAGGAGCGGGUACAACCACAACCAGCCGCGCCACCAACCACCAUCGCGCACCGCGUGUGCUACCGCCGGCUGCGAGGAGCGGGUACAACCACAACCAGCCGCGCCACCAACCACCAUCGCGCACCGCGUGUGCUACCGCCGGCUGCGAGGAGCGGGUACAACCACAACCAGCCGCGCCACCAACCACCAUCGCGCACCGCGUGUGCUACCGCCGGCUGCGAGGAGCGGGUACAACCACAAUCAGCCGCGCCACCAACCACCAUCGCGCACCGCGUAUGCUACCGCCGGCUGCGAGGAGCGGGUACAACCACAACCAGCCGCGCCACCAACCACCAUCGCGCACCGCGUGUGCUACCGCCGGCUGCGAGGAGCGGGUACAACCACAACCAGCCGCGCCACCAACCACCAUCGCGCACCGCGUGUGCUACCGCCGGCUGCGAGGAGCGGGUACAACCACAACCAGCCGCGCCACCAACCACCAUCGCGCACCGCGUGUGCUACCGCCGGCUGCGAGGAGCGGGUACAACCACAACCAGCCGCGCCACCAACCACCAUCGCGCACCGCGUGUGCUACCGCCGGCUGCGAGGAGCGGGUACAACCACAACCAGCCGCGCCACCAACCACCAUCGCGCACCGCGUGUGCUACCGCCGGCUGCGAGGAGCGGAUACAACCACAACCAGCCGCGCCACCAACCACCAUCGCGCACCGCGUGUGCUACCGCCGGCUGCGAGGAGCGGGUACAACCACAACCAGCCGCGCCACCAACCACCAUCGCGCACCGCGUGUGCUACCGCCGGCUGCGAGGAGCGGGUACAACCACAACCAGCCGCGCCACCAACCACCAUCGCGCACCGCGUGUGCUACCGCCGGCUGCGAGGAGCGGGUACAGCCACCACCAGCCGCGCCACCAGCCACCAUCGCGCACCGCGUGUGCUACCGCCGGCUGCGAGGAGCGGGUACAACCACAACCAGCCGCGCCACCAACCACCAUCGCGCACCGCGUGUGCUACCGCCGGCUGCGAGGAGCGGGUACAACCACAACCAGCUGCGCCACCAACCACCAUCGCGCACCGCGUGUGCUACCGCCGGCUGCGAGGAGCGGGUACAACCACAACCAGCCGCGCCACCAACCACCAUCGCGCACCGCGUGUGCUACCGCCGGCUGCGAGGAGCGGGUACAACCACAACCAGCCGCGCCACCAACCACCAUCGCGCACCGCGUGUGCUACCGCCGGCUGCGAGGAGCGGGUACAACCACAACCAGCCGCGCCACCAACCACCAUCGCGCACCGCGGGUGCUACCGCCGGCUGCGAGGAGCGGGUACAACCACAACCAGCCGCGCCACCAACCACCAUCGCGCACCGCGUGUGCUACCGCCGGCUGCGAGGAGCGGGUACAGCCACCACCAGCCGCGCCACCAGCCACCAUCGCGCACCGCGUGUGCUACCGCCGGCUGCGAGGAGCGGGUACAGCCACAACCAGCCGCGCCACCAACCACCAUCGCGCACCGCGUGUGCUACCGCCGGCUGCGAGGAGCGGGUACAGCCACCACCAGCCGCGCCACCAGCCACCAUCGCGCACCGCGUGUGCUACCGCCGGCUGCGAGGAGCGGGUACAACCACAACCAGCCGCGCCACCAACCACCAUCGCGCACCGCGUGUGCUACCGCCGGCUGCGAGGAGCGGGUACAACCACAACCAGCCGCGCCACCAACCACCAUCGCGCACCGCGUGUGCUACCGCCGGCUGCGAGGAGCGGGUACAACCACAACCAGCCGCGCCACCAACCACCAUCGCGCACCGCGUGUGCUACCGCCGGCUGCGAGGAGCGGGUACAACCACAACCAGCCGCGCCACCAACCACCAUCGCGCACCGCGUGUGCUACCGCCGGCUGCGAGGAGCGGGUACAACCACAACCAGCCGCGCCACCAACCACCAUCGCGCACCGCGUGUGCUACCGCCGGCUGCGAGGAGCGGGUACAACCACAACCAGCCGCGCCACCAACCACCAUCGCGCACCGCGUGUGCUACCGCCGGCUGCGAGGAGCGGGUACAGCCACCACCAGCCGCGCCACCAGCCACCAUCACGCACCGCGUGUGCUACCGCCGGCUGCGAGGAGCGGGUACAGCCACCAUCAGCCGCGCCACCAGCCACCAUCACGCACCGUGUGUGCUACCGCCGGCUGCGAGGAGCGGGUACAACCACCACCAGCCGCGCCACCAGCCACCAUCACGCACCGCGUAUGCUACCGCCGGCUGCGAGGAGCGGGUAUAG
This is a messenger RNA of Bacillus rossius redtenbacheri, 3183 nucleotides long. RefSeq lists its product as uncharacterized. The transcript is spliced from 2 exons. The record is from RefSeq and is a predicted model, not a curated record. The coding region runs from base 1 to 3183 and encodes 1060 amino acids. NCBI's taxonomy places the organism in Eukaryota, Metazoa, Arthropoda, Insecta, Phasmatodea, Bacillidae.